CAAUGACAGUCAUUGAAUUCGAUUUUGUUUUGUUUUUUAAUAUACAUUAUUGAUAUCAAAACAUAUAUCAAGCAAAGCUUAUAGAAUUCAAGGAAAUUAUAGAAGUAUAGUAUAUUAUCUAUAAUUAUAGGAAUUAUUUAUAGGUAUACGGAGAUUGUGUUUCGUUUUGUGGUUUGGUUAAUUCUUGUGGUUACCUGAUUAAAAUUAUCUUGGUGUCUACACAACUAUAUUAAUAUAUUACAUGCAGCAUUUAGUUGUACUCGUUUAGAUUGAUGUAAAUUAUGAGAUUAGUAUAGUAGCAUUGCUGAACUAGAACACUAGUUUCGUCAUAUAAAUAAAAAAAAUAUUGAAAUUAAAUAUUGUUCUUGAAUAGUCAUUAACUACAGAUUUUUGCAAUGGACGAAGACGACAUAUCUAUCUUAUGUACUAGUAAUAACAUUGAUGAAAUAAACAACAUUUUACAGCAGUUUUUGAAAAGUAAUGAAAAUGUGUUUACAUUUCCAUCAUUAUGUGAGAACAACCGAAGAUUGCUACUGUGGACAGCUUUAUUUCAGCAUCUUCAGAAUAAGUCAUUGGAGGCUGUCCAUGCAUUGUGUCUCGCUACUAUAAGGGUUCUCAGUCGAGAUAAAUUGGAUUUGGAGGCAUUACUAUGUGAAAAGUGGAUUACAGUACUGAUUGAAAGGGCUGGUUACUAUAAUAUUAUGUCAGCAGGGGAUGAAUCUGCAAUAUCUAUAGAUGUGGCCCAAAAAGAGGUUAUAGUUGAAGCAUUAAAGUGUCUCUGUAAUCUGGCUUUCAACAGUGAAGUGGCACGUGCACUGUGUGCUCACACCAAUAUUGCUCAGGUUCUGGUUUCUAGAGUACGCCUCUAUAGAGACAUACCAUUCAAAGAUGAUAUUAUGUUGUUUGAUAUGAAAUUGCUCUUUAUACUAACAGCCUUGAGGCAUGAUAUUAAAACAAAAAUUAAAGAUGAAUUACAUGGUAUGGAUUACCUGAUAAGUUGCAUCAAUGAAAUCAUAAUAGAGGCAUCACCUAAUAUAACAGAAAUAAAUCCUUCAGAUGGCAUUGACAUGGUGGAAAGUGCCCAUUGCAUCUUUCAUGAUUACCAGCAAGCUAUAAUUUGUGAGAUACUGAAAGCUCAGUUCAAUUUGAUUAUUCAUUCGGGUUCGGAGGAAGCUAUUAAUGAAGUUGAGGAAGCCAUGUUCUUGAAAUUGAUGGUUGUUCUUACUACACUGUUGCAUGUUGGAACUUCCAAUGAGAGUAAACUUGUGGAGUUAAAGAGUAAUAUUGCUAACUUGUUGACAAGUGUACCUCUGCUGUUUUAUCCUUACCUAACUCCACAACUGAAUACUGGAGAAAUAUGUCAAUAUGCCUAUGAGGGAAGAAACAUGGAUGCCUUACAUUCACUUGUACUUUUGUUCCAGAAUAAAUUAUCAAACACAACGAACACUAAAAAUCAGUAUGAGAGUUUAUCUCCUAUACUGACAGUAAUGGUAAAGUGUGCGCGCAGUUGUCGUGCACAACGCAAGUACUUGCGGCAGGUGGUACUACCGCCGUUACGUGACGUCUCGAGCCCGCCCGAAAAAGGAACCACUCUUCGCAAUCAGUUGUGUAGGCUCCUCACCACACCUGUAACCUCAGUCAGAGAUUUGGUGGCGGAAUUUUUGUUUGUGCUAUGCAAAGAGAAGGUUGGCCGCAUGGUGAAGUACACGGGAUUCGGCAACGCUGCGGGUCAUCUCGCCCAAAAGGGACUACUGAGUGGUGGGCGCACCGGGCAGUACUCAUCUAGUAGCGACGACUCCGACACCGAGGAAUACUUGGAGGCGCAGCCUCACAUCGAUCCUGUCGUGGGUUGCACGCGGCCUCCUCGCGUAGAUCCCUUUGAGGGGAUGUCAGAGGAACAGAAAGAGUAUGAGGCUAUGAAACUAGUGAACCUGUUCGAUAAAAUGGUGACUGAUGGAGUAAUGAAGCCCGCACGAAUUGGUCCGGACGGACGACCACAGGCUGUCGAUCAUGUAUUAGAACUCAGAGAACAACCACCAAAUAGACCACAGUCAUAAAACGGCGCAUAACAUUGAAAUAAAUUGAACAAUAUGAAAUCUCUUAUAUUUCUAACAGAUAAGAACAAAAAAGAAUU
Messenger RNA from Achroia grisella, 2134 nucleotides. RefSeq names its product synembryn (gene ric8a). NCBI's taxonomy places the organism in Eukaryota, Metazoa, Arthropoda, Insecta, Lepidoptera, Pyralidae. Gene Ontology annotation, biological process: G protein-coupled receptor signaling pathway. The transcript is spliced from 8 exons. Bases 396 to 2057 code for a protein of 553 amino acids. Gene Ontology annotation, cellular component: cytoplasm. The record is from RefSeq and is a predicted model, not a curated record. Gene Ontology annotation, molecular function: G-protein alpha-subunit binding; guanyl-nucleotide exchange factor activity.